GGGUUUUUUUCGCGUUUACGUGCGCGCACCCUGUUCACGUGACCAUAUUUCCUGCUUCUGAUUGGUUCAGAGUAUUUACGUGCGCGCUCGCCGGUGUGUCACCUUGCUGAACACGGUGGUGGUGGAGGAUCCGAGUGUCUGAGAAGCCCGAAGAAGAAUAAAACACCGCAGACAUGGCAGAAGCGUCGCAGUCAGUAAAACCCAAAAGCUCCCCAAAGUCCAUCAAGUUCCUGUUCGGAGGCUUGGCUGGGAUGGGGGCUACGGUGUUUGUUCAGCCGUUGGACCUGGUGAAGAACAGGAUGCAGUUGAGCGGUCAGGGUUCGAAGGCUCGUGAAUAUAAGACGAGUCUGCACGCUGUGGCCAGCAUCCUGCGCAACGAAGGAAUUCGGGGCAUUUACACAGGUCUCUCGGCCGGUCUCCUCAGGCAGGCGACCUACACCACCACUCGUUUGGGGAUUUACACAAUUCUGUUCGAGAAACUGACAAAAGCAGACGGAACUCCUCCGAAUUUCUUAAUGAAGGCGCUGAUCGGAAUGACGGCCGGAGCAACGGGAGCGUUCGUCGGCACUCCGGCUGAGGUGGCGCUCAUCCGCAUGACCGCAGAUGGACGUCUUCCCCUUGAUCAGAGGAGGGGUUACACAAAUGUCUUUAAUGCCCUCAUCCGGAUCACCAGGGAGGAGGGACUCACAACACUGUGGAGGGGCUGUAUACCCACCAUGGCCAGGGCAGUGGUAGUGAACGCAGCACAGCUGGCUUCUUAUUCACAAUCUAAACAGGCUCUGCUGGACACAGGUUAUUUCUCCGAUGAUAUCCUGUGUCAUUUCUGUGCCAGUAUGAUCAGCGGGCUCGUCACCACAGCCGCCUCCAUGCCAGUCGACAUCGCUAAAACCAGGAUCCAGAACAUGCGCAUGAUCGACGGCAAGCCAGAGUACAAGAACGGACUCGACGUGCUGGUGAAGGUGGUGAGGAACGAGGGCUUCUUCAGCCUGUGGAAGGGUUUCACGCCGUACUACGCCCGUCUCGGCCCACACACCGUCCUCACCUUCAUCUUCCUCGAGCAGAUGAACAAGUUCUACAAGAUCUACUUCCUGGACUCGUAGAGUCUUAACGGGAACCCGAGCAGCUCGGGUCGGUCGAGGUUCUGAGCCGUUCUCGGGGGUCUGUGUGUGAGUGUGUGUGAGUGUGUGUGAGUGUGUGUGAGUGUGUUCUAACACGCCCUCCUUGACUUCCGCCGACUUUCCCCUGCUAGGAAAGUAAAGUUGUGUCGAUCUCUCACACUGUAACGUAACGCUUCUGAAGACGAAGGGGAAGUCAGCAAGGGCGUGAUUGAAAAGGCAUUUGGAACACAGCCUCUAGUCUUACUCUCCCACUGAUCUUCUCAUCAUCAGCUGUGUGUCCUUUUCUUUCACACGCCGACCCCGAGAGACUCGGCUCAGAACCCUGCGCCGUUUAUCGGACUUUCAGUACAACCUAUACGAAGAAGAAGAAAAAGUUCCUGUCUUGUACAUGAAGCUACUCAUCGACACAUUUCUCACUUUAUUUUCUGCUCCUAAAUUAAAGACUGAAUCAGAAUUUCUUGGUGUGAAUCCGAUCUUAGUGAUGGUGUGUGUGUGUGAGAGAGAAACCAAGUUUCUCUGCUGUUAGUUUUACCAACAUACUGUACAAAAAUAACAGUGUUAAAUCAGCGCACAGGGUAAAAAAAACGUUAAAUUUAACAUAACAUGAUCCGCUUGUGCACUGUAAUUAUACUUUUAUAAGCCGAACAUGGAUUGGACUGGAUAUCUCGGCCAAGACAUGAAUAAGAAUGAAAAAUAAAAUUUGUAUUUAGAGAUUAUUGAGAGAGGCUGAAUUUCCUCGUAGCUGCUUGGAGGUAAAAAUCGUUUAUAAAAUUUUCCAUUUGAGAAGGAGGCAGCGUUUUGUCCUGGGAUCAAAUCUGUCUUCUUUUCAUCUGGAUUCAUUUAAAGGCAGCGUCAUGUGUCCUUCUCAGAGAAGAACAGAAAUACAGCACUGUAGUGUCCUAAUAAAUAAUCUGAUAAAGGGUUAUGUGUUCUAAAUAAAUUUAUAUAUAUAAAUUAAAUAAAAUAAAAUGUUGUGAUAUGAGGUUAUAUCAGCACAUGUCUGCAGUUUUGUUUUUUUUUUGUCUUUUUCUUCAGCAGUUUCUUGCAACGUGUCAUGUUUAAGACUCAACACUAAAUGUGAAUCCUGCAGUGCAUCUUUAUUUCUUUCUGAAAACAAACAGUUCAGAUUUCUGCCUAGUUCAGUCAUUAAUUCUUCCUUUUCUUUAUUUUUUUACCUGUUCUCAUACUAGGGUUUUAAAGCAUGUGUAAAACCUCUCAAUGUUGUCAUUCUCAGUGUUUUAGUUUUUGUUGUUUUCCCCUUUUUUGUUUGGCAUACCACCCAUAGACAAGUUAAGGAUAUUAAAAUAUAAUUAAUAUUGGAACAAAUUCA
Molecule: messenger RNA, 2448 nt
Organism: Ictalurus furcatus (blue catfish)
Lineage: Eukaryota; Metazoa; Chordata; Actinopteri; Siluriformes; Ictaluridae
Gene: slc25a11
Product: solute carrier family 25 member 11
Exons: 8
Coding region: 174-1100 (308 amino acids)
Biological process (GO): oxaloacetate transport; thiosulfate transport; succinate transmembrane transport
Cellular component (GO): mitochondrial membrane
Molecular function (GO): antiporter activity; succinate transmembrane transporter activity; oxaloacetate transmembrane transporter activity
Source: RefSeq, a predicted model, not a curated record